AUGUCUACCUCAACAUUCCCAUCGGCAGAAAACUUUGCUCCAUUAUGCAACUUUUUAAGAACCAGUUCUCUAGAUAAAAUUACCAUGUCUAAUGUAAUUACACAACAAUGGAAUUGUUUUAAAAUCCAAACGGAACAAGAAGAUUUCGACUGCCUCACGAAGAUCCUAAAAGAGAUGGAAGGUGAAGACAUUGAUGAGGGACGUAAACAGCAUCUUAAAUCGUUGCAAAAUGUUAGCCAGAUACGAUUUAUUAGGAACGAACUGUUAUCAUUAAAGGAUAUGGGGUUCUUACGAGGAAAAUUCGAAGAAGGAGUAGAUUGGAAAGCUGUAGCCUUAAAUAGUAUAACGAUUUUGAAAGAUAAAAUCAAGAAGAAAGAUACACCGCCACAUGAACAUAUUUUCACAAAAAUAAGCAGUAUAGAUGUCGAUGAAUUAUCAAACGACGACCACUAUGUAUUGGA
Paraglomus occultum is the source of this 461-nucleotide messenger RNA. The record is from the annotation of a GenBank genome assembly. NCBI's taxonomy places the organism in Eukaryota, Fungi, Glomeromycota, Glomeromycetes, Paraglomerales, Paraglomeraceae.